Messenger RNA from Sinocyclocheilus rhinocerous, 435 nucleotides. RefSeq names its product probable ATP-dependent RNA helicase DDX23. The transcript is spliced from 4 exons. The record is from RefSeq and is a predicted model, not a curated record. Bases 85 to 435 code for a protein of 116 amino acids. Lineage: Eukaryota; Metazoa; Chordata; Actinopteri; Cypriniformes; Cyprinidae.
GUCCGUCAUUUGUUGACGCAAAACAUAAUGGCGGCUCAGUGAAACGCACAGGCUUCGCAACCGACUUGAUUUUGAUAUUUAAAGAUGGCGGGCGACUCCUCUGAUAAGAAGGACCUGGACGCCGCAGGGAAGGAGCGGGAGGCUCGUAAGCGCAGUCGCUCUCGCUCCAGGGACCGUGAUCGGAAAGGAUCUCCGGGCAGAGAACGCAAACGGAACCGAUCCCGUGAACGCAAGCGCUCCCGCAGCAGAUCCAAAUCUCCUGACCGAGAUCGGCGUCAAAAAGAAAGAGACAGAGACAGGGGCCGCAAAGACAGAGAAAGAGACAGGGACAGACGGGACAAAGACCGGUCCAAGAAAUCAAGUCAUUUUCUGGUUUCUAAAGGUCUAGUUUAUUGGAGAGAGAAGGCCAUCGCUGUGCUGUCAGUGUGGAGUUAA